This is a messenger RNA of Daucus carota subsp. sativus, 685 nucleotides long. RefSeq lists its product as uncharacterized. Bases 158 to 511 code for a protein of 117 amino acids. The record is from RefSeq and is a predicted model, not a curated record. The transcript is spliced from 2 exons. Lineage: Eukaryota; Viridiplantae; Streptophyta; Magnoliopsida; Apiales; Apiaceae.
AGAGAGUAGGUUCCCAGAUCAUCAUAUGAUCAUAUCCUGGUGCUAUAUAUUUGCAGCUUCUAGGUUUCCAAUUCGAAUGCAUUCAGAGUAAUCACACGUUCGAGCGAGAAUAGAAUAAGAUCAAGUUAUAAUAUACAUCAUAUAUUUAUCUAGUGAUAUGGGGUGUAUUAAUGUGUUUAGGCUGAUCUGGACUGUGAUGGUGGUGGUGAGCUUAAUCUUGUUGGGAAGCUGGGAAGUGAAAACAGUGAGUGCCAAAAAGAGCAGCGCGAGUGAGUGCAGGGAGGAGUUGAGGCUUGCGGUGAGUGCAUGCAAGUCUGCGGUUAUGGACGGGAAGAAGCCUUCAGCAGCGUGUUGCAAGCGAGUGAAAGUGAGCCAUGUGGAGUGUAUUUGCCCUGCGAUCACUCCCAAGGUGGCUGCUCUCAUUGAUGUUAACCGCGCUAUCGCUAUGGUCAAGUCUUGCGGGAGAAAGGUUCCUCGUCACUUCAAGUGUGGAAGUAUCAAGUCCUACUGAAGUUGAGAUUGGAUGAACGAAUUAAUAUAUACUGUUACCACUGUACCACUAUGAAGUUUGUAAGCUUUGGUGGUCAAUAUUUUUCAUAUGUAUUUUGACAGCACAAACGAAUGUAUAAUAAUGGAAAGAUCAUUCCAGUUCUACCAAAAAUAAGAUAUCUCAGUGUUCAAUUGA